CAUCUUUAUACGUCUGCAUGACAGCCAUGCAUAUGUCCGGUCCCUCUGCUAUUCACCAUACAUAUAUCCUGCCCCAGUCCUCACUGCCGGCCGCAAGCUCUCAUAUAUUCUCUCGCACCGACUGACUCAGUCCUUUUUCGGUUGGUCACGACUGCGCAUCGCCACUUGCUCACACCUGCACACAGCGCCACACACACAGGCAUCCGCAGACACACACCCGAAUGCACAACCGACCGACCGACCAACAGGAUGCAUCGGAUGCCUUUUUGUGUGUCGGGAUGCCUGGUUGCUUGCCUGUAUUGAAUGUCCUCGAGGCACCAUUGCUGCCGCGAUGAGCUGCCGUCCAGGAUGCGCAUCUGACCACAUACCCAAGCAAAGCAGAGAGAGAUUGAAACGUCCAGCUGACACCUGGUGCUUGAUUGCUGCCGACGAUAGCCUGUCGUGCCAAACGUACCUUUGCGUCGCGUUUCAUGGCGUCCGACAGGAUGGCCGGGGGGAUCUGACCCAGACCACCUGCAAGAACACACUAGGUACGCGAUGGGCGGGCGGAGAUCGCACUCGUCUAUCUAGAUAGACUGACCUUCUAUCCAGGGAGCGCUCUCCUGCUUGAACGCCUUGACGACCUGAAACACAGCCUCCUGCAAUCAAUCAGCACACACAGCACAAACAUAUAGAUGGAUGGAUGGAUGGAUGGACGCACACAGAGACAAAGGUGAGUGUGGCAGAGUCACGAACCGACCGAUGUGUUAUCGAGGACGAAGGCUGGCGGGACGGUGACCAUCAGCCGAAACAGCUCAGCCACAAACGACGGCAGGAACUGACACACACGCACACACGUACACACACGUACACAUACGCACACAGAGGCAAACCACCGAGAGCACACCACCAAGACAGCCCCCUCCCCCUCUCCCCUCCCACCCACCCCAACUUACACAGACGAGGUACGGCCUGACCGCCUCUCCCAGCGCCUGUUUCUCCGCCUCGUCAGCACCCCUGUGGCUGUGGCUGUGGCUUCUGGCCUCUGGCCUUUCCUCCCCUGGCUCAGGCUCGGCCUCAGCCUCAGUUUCUUCCCUCUCGUCGUCCAUCGCAUUCGCAUACCCGAAGCCGCCCAUCUGCCGGCCCAGAGAGAGGGGGGCGGCUGCAUGGGGGGUGGCGCUGCUGCCGGCGGAUCGGGCGGUGGCGUUGGUGAGGCAGACGAGCAUAAGGACGGCCCGGAAGACGCUGUCGUUGGCGGACCUCUCGCGGACCCUGAUGCACUGCAGGGACACCUCUAAAGCCUGAGGGACAGGAAAGCCGUCUUAUCGUGUGUCGUUGUGUGUGGGUGUCUACAUAUUGCGUGUCGGGUGCCUGCGAUGCGAUGGGUACCACUGGGAGGUUGGCCGACUUGGCAAUGACGGAUGGGCAGAAGGUGGUGUACCGGCAGAACAUGCCGUAGCAGUCCUCAACCAAAUGGCUGAGGCCAGACAGACACUCCGCCUGCAGAUUUCAGCCAUCCAUCAAGCAGACACACACACCAUGAAUGACCUUCGGCUUCUGUUCCUUUCCACUCCCCCGGCGGACUGACUUACCCGCUGCUCGUCGGUCGUCCUCUUGGCGAGUCUUUCCCUCAGCGUCGUCAAUGCUCGACCGCUCAGCUCGUCAAACAACGGCUGAUGGAUGGAUGGCACGCACGAGUCAGUGGAUGACCGCACCGCAUGGUGUGUGGGUGGUUGUCUCUCUACUGGUUGCCUGCCUUGUGGAUGACCUACCUGCAGCAUGGGCAACACAUGUGGGUCUCUGCAGAACUCCAUGGCGAUGUACUCGGCCGCGUACAGAUAAGGCGAGUGGAAAUGGACCUGAUGGAUGGAUGCAGGGUGAAAGCGACAGACACACGUGAGUCACGGGCUGCCCAUGAGAGAGAGGAGCGCAAGUGUGUCGGUGUGUUUGUUUGUGUAGGUGGGUGUGGUGUACCUACCUGGAAUCCCUGUCGGAUGAGAGGGAAGAACUCGGGCAGGAUGGGCUUGAAGCGGUCACCCGUGCACCUCAGGGCAUGUUUCAUCACACGACAACACCUCUCCACCACCAUCUCACAACCCUACAAUCACACCACACACACACACACACACACAUGUCUGCGCGACCCUCUCUCCAUUCUCCCCCUCCCUCCCUUGUGACACCUGGUGCUGCACGAGGCUGUGUUUGACCAGCGGCCACACCCCAUUGCCCACAAGCAGUGCACACGCCUCGCUGCGAGCAGUGCCCUUGACGGGCUUCAGCACCCCCAGCACCGUAGAGCACCGGUCCAGCAGCAUCGCCAACACGCGCGGCGGCCCGAGGCUGCCCUGCUGCUGCUGCUGGGGCGAGUGUGCAGCGGACAGCUGGGUGAUGAUGGGCUUGCAGAGUGAGUCGAGGACCUGCACGAAGCGCUGGUCCUGAGGAAUGGCGAGGAUCACGUGGGUCGCCCCGUCCAACAGGUACUCGUACUCCUGAUGGACGGAAGGACCAACCGACCAAUGCAAUGCAAUGCACACACAGAGAGGAGGGGUGAGAGCAGCAACCCACAUCGGCUGAGGUACGUUUGCCCACCUCUUCUGGGAGGCUUUGGGACGUUGACGUGCACACUGACCAACACACACACACACACACACACACGAGACACAAUACAACACAAGUCGACGAACCCCACGGCUGUCUCGCCCCCUCGCCCACCACCCACCCUGCACGAGUGCCUCGGCCAGGCCCUCCAGCGCCCCCGCAUUGCUCGUACACACCUCGCGCAGCGCCCUGGCAGCCUUGAGCCUCAAACGCCCGACCAUCUCCCCCAGACCACCAGACCCACCCACACCCACACCCCUCUGCCCGCUGUCCCCGCCACCGAAGGCAAACGUAUGAGUGCCAUUGGGGGCCGCCUGCUCGCUGCCGAAGGGAUUGACGGCGCCGCCCUGUGUUUGGGCGCUCGUGGUCGUGUCUUCGUCCUGCAAUAGGACGGCGGAUUGGUCCACCUGGUUGGCGAGCAGCUGGUAGGUGAGCAUCUCGAGCACGGUGCGGAUGAAGGCCGUUCUGAGGUGCAGAACGUGGGCCAUCGCACCCAGGAGGUCCACCGCUGCCGUCCGGUUCGCGCAAUUCAUCGCGUCCUGACACAGAGCACCCACAGCCGUGAGUGACAUCGAUCGAGGCCAUUGUCCCUUUCUCAUCUCUGUCCCUUGGCGAACCGACCGCAGGAGGCGCGUUGGUGAGCAGCUCGGGCAGUGACUGUGCCAGCUGCCACAUCGUCCCGCUGCCGUCGAAUAUCUCGUCGGGAUCGGCGGCCGCACCGCCCCCACCCCCACAACCACCCUUGCGACCCAGGUGGUGGUACUCCCGCACUGCCGGACAGAGCAGCGACAGGUGGGCCUCCUGCUGAUGCGCUGCUGCCUCUGCCGUGGCUGCCGUCCGCAUGCCACUCAGCAGCCGGUUGGUCACGGUGCGCAGCGGCAGCACGCGCAGAAUGUCGCUGUAGAGGGAAAUGACGCGCUGACGAAAGCUGCAGAGAGGGAGGGAGGGGGGGAGGGGGGGAGAGGGUAUAUGUGCGUGUGUGUUAGGGGAAGGAUUAUUGGUGGUUUGCUCACUCUGCAAAGUCUCCGUUGAUAGUGGAGAUGUCCGUUCCAGUGGGGUAGCGAAUCUGCUGCAGACAGACGUCCACCAGCUGGACGAGGAUGCCGUGGAAGGCGCCCAGCUCGUCCUCUAUAGACUUGUCACCUGGUUUGUCAUCCACACACACACACGCAGACGUCAGUUACGCAGCACUUGAGACUUUCGUGACCCUCGUGUCACUCACUCGGCCUUGCAAACCGCUUGGCGAGGAUGCGACAGAGCCUGCUCCAGAAGGGAAAUGUCUCUUGGCACACAUCUGGGAGUGCCCGAGACACCAGACAGACACAGCAUCCAUCCAUCCAUCCAUUGUGGCGUGUGUGGCUUCCCACCCCCCCCCAGUUGCCCACCCCGGUGUGUGGGAUGUCCGUAGGGAAUGGCCGCCGCCCGGUAGAGCAGCUCCAGCAGCGUGCGGCACUCCUCCGCCGUGUCCACACGACCUAUCAGCAAGUCAAUCGUACUCAGGCCUGCACACACACAGAUGAUACACCGUCUGUCUGUCUGUCUGCAGUCAGUCCUCAUUUGCCCGACCGACCGAGAGCCACGAAGACUUGUAUCAGCUGCCGUAACGUCUCCUCACUGUCGGCCACAGAGGCCGCCGCCUUGGUGAACCUGAACCGAUCAUUAACACCACACCCACAGAUCUGUCGGUGGAAUCGCACCGACCAACAGACUGACUGACUUGUUUUUGAGCGGCCCGACCGCCUGCCUGUAGGCGACGGCGAAGACCUGCUGCGCCCCACUGGCGUCGUCGGGCAGGCCGUUGGCUGCUGCGUGUGCAUGCUGGCGGUCUGCAUUCUCCUGCUCUUCUUCAUCUUGGCACUGCGCCGCUGCGUCGGCCGUCAUGUCGAGGAUCUCCACCAAACUGUCGGCCGCCACAUCGCCCAAGGUGUCGUCACCUAUCGCCUGCACACGCACACACACACACACACACACACAGAGCAAUCAGAUGGUGUGUGGUUGUAUUGUGCGGUUGUGUGACGUAGAUAGAGUGACCUGGAAGCAGUCAGCGAAGAGGACGCUGCGUGCGAUCUCUGCGGGCGGGAAGUCGGUGAAGACCAGCCAGCUCCGCCAGCACUCGAGCACCUUCUGUGUCGCAUGCCUGGAGGUCGCCAGCUGACGGGCCUCCAGCAGGAACCGAUGAACCUGACCAAACAAAACGGCAGGCGGUGAGUGUUGGGUAGCCUGCUGUCUCUCUCCCUUUGUCUUACACUACCUGCUGUUUGGCCUGCUUCAGGAACGCCCUCUGGUGCCUCCUGUUGUCGGUGUCGGCCAGCACUUUGCGGUUCUGAUUCUCCUCAGGCAACACCUGCAUCGCAUCCACACAUUCAUUCACACAUCGAUGGCCAUGUUUGUCACUCUAUCUACUCUGACGUCUGCUGCCAUGUCGGUGGCUGAGCUCGGCUCGGCUCACCCUGAAGACUUCCAGGAGCAGCUCGAGGCACUGGUGUGACUGACCGAACCGCUCCAGCAUGGUGGCUAUCGGGUCGGGCCACCCACCCCCCAUCUGCAGCGACAGGUCGGCCACCGCCAAGGACAGCUGAGUCAAAAUCGCAGACGGACUGGCCCAGAAAACACAACACACGACAGACAGAAAGCGUGAAGUGAACCUUUUGGUUGCCUCUCUGGCUGAGCUGACGUAGGUACCCCAAUUUGAAGCGGUCCAGGUGGUCUAGGAGUGAGUUGCGCAGUGCCGUGUGCUCGGCUGGAGGCAGCUCGUGAAAGUCGAACUGGAUCUUGGUGCGGAAAGUCUGCGCACCGAAGUAAUACACCUGCACACACACACACACACACACACUCGACGUGCUUGAGGACUCAGCCGCCGUACCUCAGUGGCUGCAUUCGGCAAGGAGAGCAGCCCGUUAGAUGCCUGCCACGCAGGAGGGCUCUGCUGCCAUCGCUUGAGCCACUCAUCCCUGACAGAAAAGCAGACCAUUGAUUCUCCAUACAUGCACUGCAGCUGUGGUCUCAUCUUUGUCAGUUUGCUUACGCCUGCCUCUUGGCUGCCGGUUCUGUGUUGUGGAACAGCACCGUCAGCGCCUGCACGACCUCUUCCAUCCCGCCUGUGAGUCACUCGCGACAGCAGCAGAUCAGCACUUGUCCUCUCCUUGCCAGAUCUUCAUCAGGACUGGAUGCUCUUUUGGCUGAACCAUCUUUGAACCAUGUCUGUGCCCUUUUC
Molecule: messenger RNA, 5791 nt
Organism: Vitrella brassicaformis
Lineage: Eukaryota; Vitrellaceae
Source: the annotation of a GenBank genome assembly